CAGACCAAUUCUAAAUCAAUUUCUCUAUACAAACAGUCAAGAUGUUCCGCUUUCUCCAGCCCAAAUCCCUCCCCCCGAUAACCCUCUUCCACAACCCCACCCUAACCUCCUCCGCCCAUGCCCUCACAAUCCUCAAACAAGCCUCCACCAUUGCCUCCGAAACAGCCACCGAAGACCAAGCCUCCGACUACUCCAACCACGCCAAGAACCAGCAGACCGAGUUCCAGCUGGAAGUCACCGAGGGCUCGCCCACGAACGACCAGCUCAGGAGUAUUCUGGAUUAUGUUGCGGAUAAUGGGGUGGGGAAGAAGAAGACGUAUGUGCCGGGGGAGAUUGUAAAGGGGGCGAGGGAUGCAGAGGAUGCGUUGGCGAGGUUUAAGGAAGAUAAGGAGAGGUUUGUUAGGCCGAUUACUGUUGACUGGAACGGUGGACGUGCCGUCAUCGGUGAAGACGAGUCUGAGAUUCUCAGUAUGUUACGCCAGGUUGGCCAGUCGGACGUCGACUAAAUGCCUUCAUGAUCGAUCCAUCGUGUUUCAUAAAUACCCUGUUGGAUAGCUCGAUUUACUGGAUCUAUCAUACCAGUCUAUGUAUCAUACACAAUAUCAAUGCACUCAACUCCUGACCAUGACCUCCUGACACUGAACGCGUAAGGUGAAACAUGCAUCGAAUUAGAAUGUACUCGCUCAAAAAGAGAAAUGAAAUGAAAACAUGAAGAUGAAAUAACCUUGUCAUGGUCAAACGAGAUCCCGCUCGGUGCCAGAAGAAAGACCGAAAGAAAAGAAAAGAGGUAAUGCCUAAAACAUUGUUCCAAACGACCCAUCCGUUGGAAUUGGUUUUCGAGAUGAACUUCGUCCUGCGCCUUCAAUGGCCGGUUUUCGAUGACUGCACGUUUAAUUAGUAUAACAGCAAAAAACAUAUAGAAGCAAAGAGCGUACCGGAAUGUAAACCCAACAAACAACCCCUUGCUCAUCUUAUCCUCCCG
Aspergillus glaucus CBS 516.65 is the source of this 982-nucleotide messenger RNA. RefSeq lists its product as uncharacterized. The record is from RefSeq and is a predicted model, not a curated record. Gene Ontology annotation, molecular function: oxidoreductase activity. The transcript has 3 exons. Lineage: Eukaryota; Fungi; Ascomycota; Eurotiomycetes; Eurotiales; Aspergillaceae. Gene Ontology annotation, cellular component: mitochondrion. The coding region runs from base 42 to 506 and encodes 154 amino acids.